Molecule: messenger RNA, 894 nt
Organism: Iphiclides podalirius (scarce swallowtail)
Lineage: Eukaryota; Metazoa; Arthropoda; Insecta; Lepidoptera; Papilionidae
Source: the annotation of a GenBank genome assembly
AUGAGUUCAAACAAAAAUGACGAUAUAAUUUCGGAGAAAAUAUUGAAUACGGCGAGGAAAAAUCCAAAGGGAAUAUCAGAUAAGGAUAUUUUGGCCGCGGUGCCUGAACUUUCUUCCGCAGAGCUUGUAGCAGCAAUUAAUAAAUUAUUGCAGCAAGGGCUAUUUGAUUUGUAUAACCAAGGAGGUGCCUUAAUAUACAGGUUAAAAGCUCAGUCUUCUAAGCAAGCAGUAAAGGGAGCUGACAAUGAGGAAAAAGUAGUUUUCAAUUUAAUUGAAGAAGCAGGUAAUAAAGGAAUAUGGAUAAGAGAUAUAAGAGUGCGCUCUAACCUAGCUAAUACACAGUUAACAAAAGUUCUGAAAAGUCUUGAAAGUAAAAAAAUUAUAAAAGCAGUGAAAUGUGUUAAUGCAUCAAAGAAAAAAGUGUAUAUGCUUUAUAAUUUGGAGCCAGACAGAUCUAUAUCUGGUGGGGCAUGGUAUCAAGAUCAAGAUUUUGAAUCAGAAUUUGUAGACAUUCUUAACAGACAAUGCCUUAGGUUCCUUCAGCAAAGAGCAGACAAAAUUAAAAACAACCCUAAAGGGCCCAUCAUAGGACGGACACAAUCAUUUGCAUCUGCAGUAGAAGUACAAAAAUAUAUAACUGACUUGGGUAUCAGUAAUGUAAAGUUAGAGGUAGAAGAUGUUAUAACAAUACUGAAUACUUUGGUGUAUGAUGGCAAAGCAGAGAGCAAUGUGUUUCCUGAUGGUAGCAAGAUGUAUAGAGCUAUUGAAUCUCUUAUACCUCCACCGGGUUUGGUACAGGUGCCAUGUGGUGUCUGUCCACUUAUUUUUAAAUGUUGUUCGACUGGACUUAUAACACCACAGGCAUGCAAAUAUAUGGAUGAAUGGCUUGAAAAU